AUGGUAAGGGAGGAAUGGAGAGGUUUACGAGACGUGCAAUUCACGGAUAAAUUGAAGGCUUUGACAAUUCCACUAGGGAGAUGGCAUAAAGCCAAUUUUGGAGACAUGGACAAGAAGACUCUAAAGUUUACGGAAGAGAUUAAGAAGAUUGAUGACAUGGUGGGUGAAGGAAUUUAUGAUGGAACGUUGGAGGCAAGAAGGAGGGCGCUUGUAGCUUACUGUGAGAAACGCUUCGGUGAGAAGAACAACAGGAUUGAUGCAUUGGUCAUUAAUGGAAGAUUGAUAAAGAAUCAAGCUAGGAUUAAGAUUGCGAUUAGGAAUUUCUACAAGGACUUGUAUCACCAAGAGAAGUCUUCAAUGGUGGGGUUCAGAGACGGGCUGGUGGAAAUGGUCAGUGAAGAGGAUGCUUUGACUUUGGAGAUGCAACCGACCACUGAGGAGGUUAGGGAAGCAAUUUGGGAUUGUGAAUCUUCUAAGGCUCACGGAAGUGAUGGGUACAACAUGAACUUCAUCAAGAAGUGUUGGGAUGAAAUUGGUCCUGAGUUCACAGCAACGGUGUUGGAUUUUUUCCAGUCUUCUAGGCUACCAACGGAUGCCAAUCUCACCUGGGUGGCACUGGCACCAAAGUUUACGGGGGCAAAGAAAAUCAAAGAUCUCAGGCUAAUUAGCAUGGUAGGGAAUGUGUGUGUAUAA
Arachis duranensis is the source of this 693-nucleotide messenger RNA. RefSeq lists its product as uncharacterized. The coding region runs from base 1 to 693 and encodes 230 amino acids. NCBI's taxonomy places the organism in Eukaryota, Viridiplantae, Streptophyta, Magnoliopsida, Fabales, Fabaceae. The record is from RefSeq and is a predicted model, not a curated record. The transcript has 2 exons.